This is a messenger RNA of Lates calcarifer (barramundi perch), 339 nucleotides long. It is a transcript of the gene pet117, whose product is annotated as protein PET117 homolog, mitochondrial. Gene Ontology annotation, biological process: mitochondrial respiratory chain complex IV assembly. The transcript is spliced from 2 exons. NCBI's taxonomy places the organism in Eukaryota, Metazoa, Chordata, Actinopteri, Centropomidae. The record is from RefSeq and is a predicted model, not a curated record. Gene Ontology annotation, cellular component: mitochondrion. Bases 91 to 339 code for a protein of 82 amino acids.
UCAGACACGUCACGUCUUAAACCAACGAAGAAGAAGAAGCGGCAGCGGAGCCGGUUAGCAGCUGGCUAACGUGCAGCCACAGUUAACGUGAUGUCUACAGCCUCUAAGGUGGUCCUCGCGCUCUCUGUGGUUCUGACUGUAGGCACCGUGGCCGGAGUUCACCUCAAACAGGCCUGGGACAGAGAGCGUCUCCACGAGGGCGUAGUCCGCGAUCUGGAGCGGUGGGAGAGGAAGAAGGAGAAUCUGAGGAGGCUGGAGGAGCAGAAGAUUCUGACCAGACACCUGAAGGAGGAGAGACAACGCAGAGAGGCAGAGCUCCGCCCAGAGGACAGCCACUGA